This is a messenger RNA of Cynara cardunculus var. scolymus (artichoke), 1422 nucleotides long. RefSeq lists its product as uncharacterized. Lineage: Eukaryota; Viridiplantae; Streptophyta; Magnoliopsida; Asterales; Asteraceae. Gene Ontology annotation, cellular component: nucleus; protein-DNA complex. The record is from RefSeq and is a predicted model, not a curated record. Gene Ontology annotation, molecular function: DNA-3-methyladenine glycosylase activity; alkylated DNA binding; DNA-7-methylguanine glycosylase activity. The transcript has 2 exons. The coding region runs from base 1 to 1314 and encodes 437 amino acids. Gene Ontology annotation, biological process: base-excision repair, AP site formation; base-excision repair; DNA alkylation repair.
AUGAACCCGCAAGUAUCAGGAGCAGGUAGUCACCGGCACCUCCUCAUCCAACCCACCACCGCCGUCUCCCUACCACCACCGCAGUAUUCCGAAGCCGACAAACCUCCAAAUCGAGACCCAUAUCUCCAUUGCAGUGAAGAAAGGAAGAAUCCAUACAUGGACGAACAAACAAUCCAGUCAGAGGAGCCCCACCCCCGGCUCAAACCGGAAUCCUCAUCACCUCAAUCUUCCAUUCCUUCUCAACCACCACGACCACCAACAGACGAGGAGUCUUUUACUUCCGAUAUUUCCCAAAUUGCCACUUCAAACCCCUCCAAAAUCCCAAUUCGCCCGCAGAAAAUCCGAAAACUCUCGUCAUCAGCUGCUAUUGGCUCUGUAAUGGAAGAAAUUAAGCCUCAAUCGACAAUCGCAGAAGCCGAUGCAUCCAAAGCCAUUGUCCUUUCCACCACCACAACAGCUGUCGUAACAAAAAACCGUCGUCGGAACCCUUCGCGCUCAGCGCUGGAUUUGCCAAAAGUGAUAAAACCGUUAUCCGCACAGGGAGAGAUCUCCGUCGCUCUUCGCCACCUCAGAUCCGCUGAUCCUCUCCUUGCUAACUUAAUCGACAAUCACCCGCCGCCGACAUUCGACUCACAUCAAGCACCUUUUUUGGCUCUAACUAAAAGCAUUCUUUAUCAACAACUCGCCUACAAGGCAGGCACAUCGAUAUACACCCGUUUUGUAAACCUCUGCGGCGGCGAAGAUGGCGUAGGUCCGGAAACUGUUCUUUCUCUUACUCCCCAGCAGCUUAAGCAAAUUGGGGUUUCCGGGCGUAAAGCAAGUUACCUCUAUGACCUAGCUAACAAGUAUAACAAUGGGAUUUUAUCCGAUGAAUCGGUUGUAAAAAUGGAUGAUAGGUCUCUUUUCACAAUGCUUUCAAUGGUCAAAGGAAUUGGGUCAUGGUCUGUCCACAUGUUUAUGAUCUUUUCGCUACAUAGACCGGACGUUUUGCCUGUUAGUGAUUUGGGAGUUAGGAAAGGAGUGCAACUCUUGUAUAUGUUGGAUGAGUUGCCUAGGCCGUCACAAAUGGAGCAGCUUUGUGAGAAAUGGCGGCCUUAUAGGUCGGUUGGGGCGUGGUAUAUGUGGCGGUUUGUCGAAGGCAAAGGCUCGCUGGCUGCUGGAGCAGCAGCUGCUGCUUUAGUGAGUAAUGGUAUUAUUGGGCAGCAGCAAUUAGGCCAGUCUGAACAGGCACAACAACAGCAACAACUCCAGUUGCAGCUUUUGGAACCCAUCAAUAGCAUUGGAAAUCUCGGGGCUUGCAUUUGGGGCCAAUGAGAAAGUGAAGUUACACAGGAAAGUUGUGAAGCAGAUUUUGAUUGAUUGAUUGAUUAUUAUUAUUAGGUAAUGUAAAUGGAUUUGUGACACAUAAUAACACCAGAAGUG